This is a messenger RNA of Schistocerca piceifrons (Central American locust), 4368 nucleotides long. Its product is annotated as palmitoyltransferase ZDHHC3. Gene Ontology annotation, biological process: peptidyl-L-cysteine S-palmitoylation; protein targeting to membrane. Gene Ontology annotation, molecular function: protein-cysteine S-palmitoyltransferase activity. Gene Ontology annotation, cellular component: endoplasmic reticulum; Golgi apparatus. NCBI's taxonomy places the organism in Eukaryota, Metazoa, Arthropoda, Insecta, Orthoptera, Acrididae. The record is from RefSeq and is a predicted model, not a curated record. The transcript has 7 exons. Bases 171 to 1031 code for a protein of 286 amino acids.
CUAGUCUAUCGCAGCUGAUAAACUGCUAGUAGAGAUGAUUUGAGAAACAACAGCAUGGAAAGUGAAAAAGUGGCGCAUGAAAUGUAAGCGUGGUGAAGCUGGUUUGUGAUGGUGCUGAAAGUAAGAAAUGAUGAGAAAGUGGUGAUCUAGAAGAACAACACAGAUGAAGGAUGGAAUAUGAGUAUUCUGCUUUCAGGAGGGAAGCUGAUACACACAAUACUUGUUGUGGUGGUUUAGUGUGGUGUAUUAAGGAUAUUUGUGGUAUCAUUUGUGCUAUUCUGACAUGGCUACUGAUACUGUAUGCAGAGUUUGUUGUUGUGAUGGUUAUUAUGGUUCCAAGUCCAUACCCUCUGUACAGCACAGUCAAUAUGGUUAUAUUUCAGACUUUUGCAUUCUUGGCCUUUGCUUCUCAUCUGAGAGCAAUGUUUACAGACCCAGGUGCAGUUCCAAAAGGAAAUGCCACAAAAGAGAUGAUCCAGCAAAUGGGUUUUCGAGAAGGUCAGGUUAUAUUCAAGUGCCCCAAGUGCUGUAGCAUCAAACCAGAAAGAGCACAUCAUUGCUCUGUUUGCCAAAGAUGUAUUAGGAAGAUGGAUCACCAUUGUCCAUGGGUCAAUAACUGUGUUGGUGAAAACAAUCAAAAGUAUUUUGUGUUGUUUACGUUUUACAUUGCAGCAAUAUCGGUGCAUGCACUGUUCCUGUCAAUCAACCAGUUCAUCAUAUGUGUUCGCCAUGAGUGGAAGGACUGUUCUACUUACUCACCUCCUGCCACUGUAGUUCUGCUGCUCUUCCUGGUCUUUGAAGCUCUUCUGUUUGCCAUAUUUACUGCUGUGAUGUUGGGAACACAGUUGCAGGCCAUCUGGAAUGAUGAAACGGGAAUUGAGCAACUGAAAAAGGAAGAGGCACGAUGGGUGAAGAAGUCCCGGUGGAAGAGCAUACAGGCAGUCUUUGGACGAUUUUCACUCGCCUGGUUCUCUCCAUUUACAAGGCCACCUUCUAAAUCAAAAGUUGAGAGCUACCUAUAUUCAGUCUGAAGCCCAAAGUCAGUGAGGUUACCUUGUAUUUUAAGCAACUAAUGACUUUUACAUUUUAAUCUGUACACACACAUGGCUGAAUGUUUAUAUUGAGAAUUCAUUGCAAAAUUUUUUAUGAGCUUUUCCAGACACCUGUAGUUUACCUGCUGUGAAGGCUCAGUGUUUUUUUCCAUCUUGCCUAUUGAGCAAGAUUAUUAUAAGGAGUGACAUAAAACUGUGGUUGUUGUUCUCACUGAAAAAUAAUGUACUUUCAUUUCACAGUGACUUUUUGAUAACAUUACUGUUUUGGUGCUAAGGUCACAUUUGUACACUUGUUCUCAUUGCUGCUGGCAUUGAAUACCUAAUGUCAGUAUGUAACUUUGGUCAUACUAGCCUGCUCAUCUCAGUCCUCUUCUGCCUAUUGAAUGUGUAUCAUAGCAUCUUUCAUUUUGACUGUGCAGAGUAUAAUAGUUUCUAUGUCUUGUGCACUGGGAGCACCUACGAUUGUAAUUAAAAAAGUGGAAAAUAACUAUCCCAAACUAAACUAUGAAAUAUAGUUGAUAGAAAAGAGGUCUAACCAUGUUAGAUAGCUAUGUUUAAGCUGACAAAAUAUCAGUUAUGUGCAAAUGGUACAUCAGAGUUUGCCCUAUAAACUUUUUUGAUCCGCAAGUCGAAAGUAACUAAGUGAAUGUUACUUGUAAUCAUUUUUGGAUAACCCAGUGUACAGUGAUCCAUAUCAUGAAAUUGACUUCUGCAGAAUUUGAGUGAUUUCAGCAUGCCAUACUGUCACGUAUUUACACGCAGUGUCCAGGCUAAAUUACAAUCAGACUGCAAACAGUGAAAUAAGACAGAAUACAAAAAGAGUCAAAAACCAACUUCUGUUUGUCUAGUUCCUACGUUAUUUAUUAUAUUGUGUUCUGUAUCAUGACAUUCCUGUCCCAGUGCGGUACAAAUCAAUUUUAUGGUAAAUACUUAUUUCAUAUCAUCAAUUUGUUGGAUUUGCCAUGUUUGCUCAGAAAUGGUUUGGACUACUGUGACAUGUUCCUGUAGUGGCCAUAUAUUUCUCAAAACUGGCUUAAUGUCUGUAAGCACUUCUUGCAAAACAAAAUGUACUCUUUCAUAAAACCAUCACAGUUUAUUGAAUUCCUUAGCCAUAUAUUUUUUAUCAUUUGUUAUAAUUAUAUACAAAGAAGACAUGGUCUUUAUUGCUGUCAUUGUGAAGGUGGCAUUAAAUAGUUUAGUACACAUCAAUAGUAUUACCUACUGACAGCAUGAUUCUCUAAACAGUGUAUAAUAUGUAUUUCCUAUUUUUGUACAGUUGUAUAUACUAAUUCUGUUAAAUAGCAAUGCUUUUUGUAUCCAACAAAGAAAAUUGGUAAAUGGCAUGACCAUUGUCAGUACUGUGAUUUCCUCAUCUGUUUUAUUUGUUUUGUAUUAUAUGUUGAAUAAAUAUUGCCAACAAAUGUCAGUUCUUUUGGUACAGUAUAAAAGUAUUAUUUUUGACUGUACACAUACAUUUCACAUCUUUGAUUCAGAUAUGUUGUAAUAUUAAUUAUUCAAUUGAGGUUUCACAAUCAUUUUCAGUUGCGUAAUAAAUGUCAUAAGAUAUUUCACUGUGGAUUUGAUAGCCAUCAUAUGUUGAGGGUGACAAGAUAUUAAGAAAAAAAUAUGUACUUGAGGGCAUUGGUGUGUGGUUCUCACAGAAGACAGAAAGUAUUCAUGCCAUUCCCCAAAAUUUUAACAUUCCAUACUUUCCAGUAUCCUCUUCUUUCUCAGUACUGCCAGUGUGAUGUUAUGUUUAAUGGUGUAUAGAUAGUGUGUGUUUAUGCAAUAAGUACCUGCUUUCUGUAAUAUAUUUUGUGAUUAUAAAGCUAUGAGCUUUCAAACAUUCCUUAAAACAAAAUGAAAAAUGCAAAUCUCAGGAAUGAGUAUGAUGACAUAUAUAUUUAUUUUACUUGAAAGAUAUUAUUAAUAUGGUUGUCAUAGAUAGCUAAGCAAAAAUGUGUGAUAUUUCAGAACUAUCUCUCUUUGGAAUCUAAAGAGAAAACAAGGAAAUGUGUGGAAAGUAAAAUGGUUGUUACGAGAAGAAUAUGCCAGUCAGAAAAGGAUCAGACUAGAACGCUAGAUGUAAAAGAAAGUUGUAAGGAGGACAUACCAAAAUCUGUUAAUUGCUUGUGCAGCAUUCACUCUACUUCAUAUUUAAUAUUUCUUUCAACUUUUUGCUUUUGAACUACUCAUCUUGUGUUUUAAUGUUUUCUAUGUAUUUUCUUUUUUCUUCUGCUCUUUUCAACACCCAAAAUGAAAACAUUUGGGCUGCAGUUCUUCAUUGAUUUCUUUGAAUAAUGCCACUGGCAUCAUGCACUUGUGUAUUGUUAGAGUAUAGUAUUUUCUGUGACCAUGGGACAGUAAAAUUUCACUGAUAUGCAUUUUCGGAGAUUUCAUAGAAUGGCUUUGUCUAAGUAGUAAAAAUGAUGAAUACACAUAUAUCACUUCACAUAUUUUGCUAUACUAAUGUUUUUAAACCUUUUUAACUAAUUUCAUUUACUAAAGACAUCUGAGUUUUACUGUUGAUUCGGAGGACCAGCUCUGAGAUUUAUUAUAUUGUAUUUGUCAACAAGACCUUACAAACUCUUCCUUGUGUUACUCUGACUCCUGCCCCCCCCUCCCAAAUUCCACUCUCCUCUCCUCAAAAAUGAUAAAAGCUGUCCUCAGUGGUGCUGUACUAGGCAUGGCCCUGUUGCAGGCAUAUGCCCUUGCCUUCCUUCACUCUUUGAACUGACUUAACCAGCUAGUUGUAGGGGGGCCUACAGUUUAACUGCUCUCUGAACUAUGGUGCAGCUCCUAAUUUUUUGUGCUAACAAACAUUACAAGUUGUGAAACUCAGUGCACUGACUGGGGAUUCUGGGGAUUGAACCUUGGAACUUUGGACUGAUAGUCAGAAGGCCCAAAGAGGGAAAGCUGUUAAUUCUAUCUGAUUUGUUCUAGAUUUCAUCACCCCAAUAAUUACUGUUUCAUUGGCAUAUAAUUGCACACUUGUUAAAAGAUUUUUGGAUAAAGAUAAACAAUCUUUAUUGAUAAUUCUUACUUGUCUAUAACAGUUUGUGUUUGAGAGCUCUCCACUUGUCACUUGCUCUGUGUGUACUGUUCUCUUGCAGUGAAGAUGGGAGUCUCUUUUCAAAGUUUUCAUUGUUUUGCCUCAAACAGCAACCUCAUUUACUCCUUUCACUUUGUCCUCCCAAAUUUUUCUAAAUGUUACUACAGUUCUCUGCUAUUGUUUAUCCAUUGCUAGCUUUUAUUUUAUUUUAUACCUUGUUCUUCUCUGCUGUCUUUUAAACACUUAUUUACCUACUUUUUACUU